AUGUCAGCUGAAAACCUACGAAAUGAACCCGAGUCCAAGUCAAACUACCAGUCGGUGUCUCUUUCGACCGCCGGAAUGAGAGCGCUCAUCUUUCAGCUCCAGUCCAUUUAUCUUCGUGCCCCCCUCAAAUUAUUCCGCCCCUCUCGAUUCGACUACAUGAUCUACGUGCGUGAACAGGCCAACAAGCACACGGAAAUUUUCUCCAAGCCCUACAAAUUCCGCACCCAUUCCAGCUUGGGUAUGCUAAUAAGCGUGAUGAGGCGCGAGGGCUGGCGGUUCAUUCCUGACAAUGUCUUGCCCCCACUACUAGCAAACUCAGCCACAGGCGUUAUUCUAUAUGGCACUUAUCUAGGUGCCCUAGAUAUGUUCAGUAGUCACAGCGGCCCCAAGACAGACUUUGCAUACUCUCCAGUUGACACCUGGCGUGCGGGGUUCCUCGCUGGAGCAAUGCAGUCAUUGGCUGCGGCUCCAAUCGACGCAAUAUACUCCCGACUGACCACUGCAGAAAUGCUUUCUGGUAAGCAUGAGAACCUAUGGAAGUAUGGUGCACACAAACUCAAGGAAAUCGGGUUGGUUGGUGUUUUCGCAGGCUAUGCGUUUUCAAUAGUGAAAGAGAGCUUUGGAUUCGCCUUUUAUUUCCUGACUUUCGAGCUCAUCAAAACACGUGGAUACAACUUGACCUACCGUGUCAUCUCGACGUACAGGAAUUUCAAGGUCACAUUGAGAGAUAAGCUUUCUUUCCUAAGUUCGCUGGAACCAAAAGUGAACUCGGCUCAGAUCAAAAAGGAACAAUCGAGGCUGACAAAGAUUCUCAAAUCGUCUUUCGUUUUACUAGCAGGCGCAUCUGCUGCUUUCUCCCUUCUUGCCGUGCAAUACCCGCUCACCAAGGUGCAAAAAAUCCACUACAAUCGACUUGAAGCACUCGACAUCUACAGCUCGUCAGUGCAUCCGCUGAAGAAACGGCCUUUUGUGAAAGUUUACUGGAACUCGUAUCUCGACACCUUCCAGCAAGUGAUGAAGAACAAGCAGACUUCUAGAAUGUCGUGGUUCCAGCUCGCCUACAAAGGGUUCGCGCGCAACGCUCUCACCACAAUCCCGGCUACGUCCGUCGGCCUAUUGAUCUUCGAGAUCAUGAGAACUAGAUUGGCUGACGACUUUGAAGAAGCUGGCCCAUUAGAAUAA
Molecule: messenger RNA, 1182 nt
Organism: Metschnikowia bicuspidata var. bicuspidata NRRL YB-4993
Lineage: Eukaryota; Fungi; Ascomycota; Pichiomycetes; Serinales; Metschnikowiaceae
Exons: 1
Coding region: 1-1182 (393 amino acids)
Biological process (GO): mitochondrial L-ornithine transmembrane transport
Molecular function (GO): L-ornithine transmembrane transporter activity
Source: RefSeq, a predicted model, not a curated record